Messenger RNA from Funneliformis caledonium, 852 nucleotides. Lineage: Eukaryota; Fungi; Glomeromycota; Glomeromycetes; Glomerales; Glomeraceae. The record is from the annotation of a GenBank genome assembly.
ACUGGGACAUGCGGUAAAGAAUCACAUUCAGUGUUGUUUGAUGCCGGACCAUAUGGACAGAUUUUUAUAGACAAUUCACAUAAAUUAGGAAUUGAUUAUUCAAAAAUCGAAACUGUGGUAUUGAGUCAUUGGCAUUGCGACCAUUCGGAUGGAUUACCAAGGGCGAUUGAAGCAAUAAGUGAAGCGAGACGCGGUCACUCUUCAAAAUUAAUUAUUGAUUUACCGAAAGAUAGACCAUUUCGUCGAGGAAUGAGACUUCCCAAGAGUGAUAACGUAAUGGUUAUUAAUAAUCCCACAUUUGAAGAACUUGAAAAAGCUGGCGGUGAGUUAGUUAAAUCUAGUGAACCUCAUACAAUAUGCUCAAAUUUCUUUUAUGUGAGUGGAAGAAUAUCUCGACAAACUACGUAUGAGACAGGAAUCAAGAAUCAUGUAGCAUACGAUGAAACAUUAUCAACAUGGAAGGAGGACCCGUUAAUUAAUGAAGAAAGAUUUUUAACAGCAAGAAUUAAAAAUAAAGGAUUAAUUGUGUUUUCAGGUUGUAGUCAUGCAGGAAUAAUUAAUACUUUAUUACAAGCUCAAAAUCCACUUUCUAGUAAACAACAAGAAAAAUAUCCGAUUUAUUUGGUCAUGGGAGGAUUUCACCUAGCUGGUUAUGAUCAAGAAAGUAAAAUUAAAGAAACAGUAAGAGAUUUAAAAGCAUUAAUUAAUCCCGCUUAUUUGGCUCCGGGUCAUUGUUCUGGAUGGAGGUGCAAUGCUGCUUUAGAACAUCAAUUGCACGAAGGUGAAGCCGCUUUUGCUGGAAGAGUUGCGCCGUCUGCUGUUGGAAAAAUUUAUAAUAUUUCUUAUAAAUAA